Mixia osmundae IAM 14324 is the source of this 666-nucleotide messenger RNA. RefSeq lists its product as uncharacterized. Gene Ontology annotation, biological process: ribosome assembly; ribosomal large subunit biogenesis. NCBI's taxonomy places the organism in Eukaryota, Fungi, Basidiomycota, Mixiomycetes, Mixiales, Mixiaceae. Gene Ontology annotation, cellular component: nucleus; nucleolus; preribosome, large subunit precursor. Gene Ontology annotation, molecular function: RNA binding. The record is from RefSeq and is a predicted model, not a curated record. The coding region runs from base 1 to 666 and encodes 221 amino acids. The transcript is spliced from 3 exons.
AUGAUGGCAGCUGUGCUGUACACGCUGGCUGGCGCAGCAGCAGAGCAAGGCGACGCGUCGAUUGACUUUUUGCUCUUUGGCCCAUUAAGAAUUGACAUCGAUCAUUCGUCUGUGACAGCCAGCAUGCGGCCACUGACAGAUGACGAGCACAAGACAAUGUUCACAAAACUGUCGGCUUACCUGGGCAGCAAUCUCGUCCAGUUGAUCGACCGUCCAGACGAGCCCUACGUCUUCAGGCUACACCGAGACAGAGUGUACUACGUCUCAGAGCCCAUCAUGAAGCAAGCACUCUCGAUCAGCCGCCCGAAUCUGAUGUCAUUGGGAACAUGUAUGGGCAAAUUCAGCAAGACUGGCAAAUUUCGUCUGCAUGUGACUGCCCUGGACUGGCUGGGCAAGUAUGCAAAGUACAAGGUCUGGAUAAAGCCGAACGGGGAGAUGCCGUUCUUGUAUGGUAAUCAUGUCGUCAAGGCGCACCUGGGCAGAAUCACAGAGGACACGCCUGAGCACCAAGGCGUCGUCAUCUACAGUAUGGCAGAUGUACCGCUGGGCUUCGGCGUAACCGCGCGGUCGACGGUGGAUACACGGAAGCUAGAUCCGACGUCCAUCAUCGUCUUCAAUCAGGCAGACGUGGGCGAGUAUCUGAGGGACGAAGACACGCUCUUCUGA